Molecule: messenger RNA, 3073 nt
Organism: Oncorhynchus gorbuscha (pink salmon)
Lineage: Eukaryota; Metazoa; Chordata; Actinopteri; Salmoniformes; Salmonidae
Product: glycerophosphoinositol inositolphosphodiesterase GDPD2-like
Exons: 15
Coding region: 470-2125 (551 amino acids)
Biological process (GO): lipid metabolic process
Cellular component (GO): membrane
Molecular function (GO): glycerophosphodiester phosphodiesterase activity
Source: RefSeq, a predicted model, not a curated record
UGUAGGCUACCUGUGUAUGAGUGCCUCCCUCCAAAUAGGCAUACCCCUCCCCCCUUGCUACUUUAGGAACUUGCACCCAUUCAUUCUGAUUCAUUAACAUUCCUGCCACAGAUUUCCACAAAGAACCGGAGUGGACGACAGAACAACAGGCACAGAAAAGAGGUAAUGAAAUAUAGUGGACUGGACUAGAACAAGUUGAUGAACAGAACAUCACCGGCUGUUACGGUGUUGCAAUAGAGAUGCACACACACUAUGAUCUAAAGGUUUAGAGUGGUGAGUCAGCCCUCAGCAGAGUGGAACCCCUCUCCUCACAUACAGAGCACAGAGCUGCCAGACAAGGUGUUCUCCAGGAGUGUUGCCCACCCCCCACACACUCCACCGCUCUAUCCAAACCCUCUAGGACAGACAGGAUCCCCACUCCUCUGGACAGGACCUCAUUUUUGUUUACUGUGAAUGAAGAGAUAAGGUGAUGAUGUCAGAGGACAGCUGUUGCCGAAUAUGCUGCAGGGGGGUGUAUAGCUGCUACUGGAGGCACCCCAGUGAGAGGAAACGAAAAUGCUCCCGCUGCAGGUUGUCAGUCCUUACCGCUGUGUCCCUCCUCACUCUGUUCUGGAUGUAUGUCUGUCUGAUGGCCUUCAAUGACCGCGAGGAUGUUAACUGGAAGGCCUUUUCCAUUCUGAAACUGUGGGUGAACUGGUUCAUGGUGCUAAUAAUCAUCUCUGCUGUAUUGACCAUCUACUGCACCCUAUUACUGGUCUUUGCGCUGUUCCAACUUGCCUUGAAAGAGCCUUUGGACUUACACUGUCUGCACAAGUUGUUCCUGUUUUUAGGUGUGGUCUUCAUCACCCUGGGCAUUGCUGGAAUAAGUUUACAGUGGAAAGAAGAGUGGCACACUGUUCUUCUGUCACUGCAGGCCACGGCGCCAUUCCUACAGAUGGGAGGGGUUGGAGCCCUGACCCUGGUCAGCUGGCUGGUGUUCCAGGGCUUCCAUAGAUCCCGCAGAGUAGCCUCUAAGAUCCUCAUCAUGGUAGUGUUUACUGGCGUGUCAGUGGCAAUGUUCCUCAGCCCACUCUUCAUCCAAUCCCCUUGUCUGGUGGACGAGAAACAGCUGCCCCCUAAACCUGCCCUCUUUGGUCAUCGCGGAGCACCAAUGCUGGCCCCAGAGAACACCAUGAUGUCGUUCAGGAGGAGUGUGGGGUGCAACGUGACCGCCUUUGAGACGGACGUGCAGCUCAGUAAGGACAGAGUUCCUUACCUGAUGCACGACAACGGCAACCAUUUCCUGAGGAGGACUACAGAUGUUCUACAGAAGUUCCCUGGGAAAGACUUGAACCACAGCACAAACCUCACCUGGGAGGAGCUACAGGAAUUAAACACUGGUGAUUGGUUCCUGAAGACAGAUCCAUUCCGUUCAGUGUCCCAGCUCUCAGAACAGGAGAAGAAGACAGCUGGGAACCAGAGUGUUCCCUCCCUUCUGCAGCUACUUCACCUGGCCAAGACUCAUAACACCUCUGUCAUCUUUGACUUGAAGAAUGACAACAACAAUGACACUAAUGACACUGUGAAAACCAUCCUCAACUCUGGCAUCCCCCACGACAAGAUCCUCUGGCUUCCCCCCACACAUAGGGAGGAUGUGAAGAAGGUUGCACCAGGAUUCAAACAGGUUUACAACAAUGUGCUUGAUAUGAACCGUGAUGGAGCAGAUCAUCUGAAUAUCAAGUACAGUGCGUUGAGCUUCACAGAGAUCGGGGAGCUUCGGAAAAGGAACGUUUCGGUGAACCUGUGGGUGGUGAAUGAACCAUGGCUCUUCUCUUUAAUGUGGUGCUCGGGGGCCAGCUCUGUGACCACCAACGCCUGCUCUGUCCUACAGGACAAGAACCAGCCUGACUGGACAAUGGGACGUAAUACAUACAGAUGUACAUGGAUCACAUUGGACCUGGGGUCAUUGCUCAUAAUGUUCGCACUCUUCAUCUUAAAGAGGACACAAGAGCAUCAUAUAAAGAGACAUUCUAUAAUGAGGAAGUGGAAUAAUGGUUUGUGUCUGAUUAUCUCUAGAAGAAAAGAGAUGCACACAUGUUCUGCUUUGGAAUCAAGAGAGCUAUCUUCCUUCUUACCAUCUGAAUAGUUCAGCUUGGAUCCAGAAAUCCAUCCCACCCCACCCUACUGUCUGAAUAGUUCAGCUUGGAUCCAGAAAUCCAUCCCACCCCACCCUACUGUCUGAAUAGUUCAGCUUGGAUCCAGAAAUCCAUCCCACCCCACCCUACUGUCUGAAUAGUUCAGCCUGGAUCCAGAAAUCCAUCCCACCCCACCCUACUGUCUGAAUAGUUCAGCUUGGAUCCAGAAAUCCAUCCCACCCCACCCUACUGUCUGAAUGGCUCAGCGUGGAUCCAGAAAUCCAUCCCACCCCACCCUACUGUCUGAAUGGCUCAGCGUGGAUCCAGAAAUCCAUCCCACCCCACCGUACUGUCUGAAUGGCUCAGCGUGGAUCCAGAAAUCCAUCCCACCCCACCCUACUGUCUGAAUGGCUCAGCGUGGAUCCAGAAAUCCAUCCCACCCCACCCUACUGUCUGAAUGGCUCAGCCUGGAUCCAGAAAUCCAUCCCACCCCACCCUACUGUCUGAAUGGCUCAGCCUUGAAUCAGGAAGUAAUUGGGCUAAUUGAAGAGACAGUAUCUAUAAAAAUGUGUGGAUCACAUGCGUAAAGUACAUUUUACAUUCAUUAUGAGAAUUUAUGAGCAAAGGUGAAAAUACCACAUGCGUUGCCACAAGGAUGGCCAUUCAAGAAGUAAUUUGUCAUUUUAUUUCAAUAUAUUUAGAUGCUUUUUGUGACCAUUUGUAAAUAGUGUUUUCCUAUAGAAAAUGUUUGACACUGUAUUUGUAAAAAAAAAUAUUUAUUUGUUCACUGUAUACAUUAAGUUUAAGUUUACAUUACGUCUUAUUUGGAAACUACUGGUGUUGGGUUCAUUGAUAAAUGUCAGCACUAUUUCCACUGGGGCUUACAUUCUGAAUGAGAGAUUUACAAAAUGAUCACAAAUGAUCUUAUAGCCUAUUUUUUAAAUAAAAUGUUAUCUGGA